AUGACGACUCAAUUAGACGAACAUUACAUUCGAACAAAUGUUGAAUGGAGCCAUCUUCCAGCCGACGUUAAACAAAAAUUCGGUUGGAAUACAGAAAAAGAUUAUGAUAAAGCAAUUUUAACAUUUUCAAUAAAACAUCAACUUCGUUAUAGAGGAAAUUUAGUUCGAAAAGUUCAUAAAGAUUCUAGAAAGUAUUAUGAUGAUCUUUUACGUUAUAGUCGUGAACAUUUAAUGCUUUUUCCUUAUCAUUUAUCAGAAAUCUAUGUUAAAGGUUUACGUAUAACAUCGUUUUCAUAUUAUAUUGAUAUGAUAAGUGACUUAAUUCUUCAAGAAAAAUCUUAUGAUACAUUACCAAAUUUUACUGCUGCUGAUUGUCUUCGUUUACUUGGUAUUGGUCGUAAUCAAUAUAUUGAAUUAAUAAAUCAAUCACGUACAAUAUUACAAACGGCAAGAAAAAAAAUGUUUCUUAGUUUAUCAAAUUGGAAAACACCAGCUUCAAUUCGUCAUUUAUUACCAUUACAACCUGUUGAUUCCGUACAUAUUCAACCAUGGUGGGUUAUUAAUUUAGGUUGUGUUACUGAUGAGGAUGUUAAACAAUGUACAAAUGAAGAAAAAUUAAUAAUUGAUUAUCUUAUUGAUGAAAAAUCUUCAAAAUUAGCUGGUGAACUUAAUUAUCAUGCAAUACAUUCACUUUAUCGUAAAGGUUUAGUUUAUUUGGAUGUACCUGUUCAUGAUGAUGAUUAUAUUCAAGUACCCCCAUUAGGUUCAGGAUUUGUUAUGAAUCGUAUUGUUGGAGAUUAUUUUGAAGUAUUACUGUAUAAGUUAUUUGUUUCAACAGAUGAACAUACAAAUGUUGGAGAAUUAUCAAGAAUAUUAACAUUAGAUAUUGAUUUAGUAAAACAAACGAUGUCAAUGUUUUUAAGAUUAGGUUUUGCAAGAAAGAAAAAUUUAGAUAGUGAUCAUGGUAUUAUUCAUACAUCAUGGAAACAUUUUUCUACAGGAGCUAAAUUACAAUCACCACCACCACCAAAAGAAAUAGUAGCAACAACAUCACCAACAAUGGAUAAAAGUUUAUUAGAAUGGAAAACUGAUUUGGAAAUGGAUACAUCGUUGAGUGGAGAUGAUAAUGUAUUCACUAGUACAACAGAUGAACAAAAACCUCUGUUAUCUCCAACUAGUGUUAAUUUACUGGAUAAUCCUUCAACAUCUAUUGCUAGUGUUACAUUAAAACAAAAACGUAUUGGGUUUUUAUUUGAUUCUUCAUUAACAGCAUUUUUAAUGAUGGGUAAUUUAUCACCAAAUUUAAAAACUCAUGCUGUAACAAUGUUUGAAGUUGGUAAAUUAGCUGAUGAAAUACUUGUUUCAUUUUUACAAGAAUUAGAAAAAAUUUCUCCAACAUUUCAAUCAUCAAUCAAAUUAUCUGAUGAUGAUAGUCAAAGUGAAGGUGAAGCUGAUCGUUAUUUUUUACAUGCACGUGUACUUUAUCAAACAAUAUCAUUUUUACGUUUAAAUAAUGAUUUAUUUGAUGAUGAUAUUGGUAGUCUUGGUGUUGAUUUAAUUCGUUAUGAAAGUUUAUCAAGUCUUGAUUCAAAUAUACGUCAACGUUUAAUUGAACGUAAUUAUCAUAUAUUAAUAUCGAUGGCACCUGUUAGUGCAGAAACAGUUUAUUCACCAUUUAAUUCAAUUGAUUAUCUAGGACCAUGUUUACAAGAAAUGAAUAGUGUAUGGAUGAAAUUAUUUAUUUAUAAUUUAACUAAAUCUGGUCCACCAUCAUUACUUUUACCAAAAGGUUACCGUUUAAAUACGUUACCAGAUUGUUUAAAAAUUUUUGAUAAAUUUCUUGUUACAACAUGGAAUCAUGAACCAACAUAUAUAUCAAAUGUUAAUAUUCUAUUAAGUAUUAACGAAGCAUUACUUCAUUCAGCUGUACUUUUACAAGGUUUUUCAUAUGGUAAUAAUAAUUUUAAAGAUGAUAAUCAACAAAUUCGACAUAUACCAUUUCCAUUUGAAUCAAAUGAAAAUCAUCCUGCAUUAGAAAAAUUAUCAUUAGCUAUUGAUCUACAAAGUACAUGUGGUUAUGUUUCAAUAUUAACAUUAUCAUCAACGAAUUCUCAAGAAGUUUUAUUAGAUAUUAGAUUUGGCAUUCCUUUAUUUGAUGAAAAAAUAAGUGAGAUGAUUCGCAAUGGUAUUGUUAAAAAUAAAUUAUGUACAAAAGAGAAAGUACAACAACGAUUAAAAAGUAUUCGAGCUCUUUCAAUAAGUCUCAUAGCAUUUAUUGAACUUUUUCAGCAGCCUGAUUCUUCACCGUGCAAUAUGCCAGUUCAUCAUUCCUCAAAUGGUAUUCGUUCCACUUGUUUACCAAAACGACCAGUUCUUUUCGAUGGUGAAACUCUUAAUAUGAUUGGCUUAUCAUCGAUUUUAUGCCCAUAUGAUCAACAAAUUCUUCAAACAUUUGUUAAUAAUCAUAUUGUUGCUGAACAAAUUGAUUCAUUACUUGUAUGGUGUAAAUAUGCAUUUAAAAAAUCUCAAAUUACUGCUAGUGAUUUAAGAAAUGAACGUGAUGAACAUGGUUGUCCUGUAAAAAUUCCAUUUAUAAAAAAAAAACAACAUGAAGAUGAAUGUAUAUAUCGAUUUGUUUCUUGUCCAAAUGGUUGUCAUCUUAAUAAUAUUCGUCAAAAAGAUAUUUAUAAUCAUCUACAUAUAUGUUCAAAUCGAGAAACAUCUCAAUUAAAUUCAACAAUAAAUACCAAUAAUGAUCAAUUACAUAUACUUCAACAAGAAUUAUUAUUGAAAAUAACACAAAUUGAUUUUCUUAUAAAUACAUGUAAACAACUUACAAAUACAGUUGCUGCAAUGCGAAAUGAAAUUGAUACAUUAAAAAUUAACCAAGAAGCUUUAUGUUCACGAAAUGAUUUAUUAUUAAGUGAAUUAAUGAAAACUAAGCAAACAUCACCUAUACCAACAACUAUAGAUGAACAAGAAUCCUUAAGAAAUCAUGAUAGUGCAGAUGAAAAUGAAUUAUCAACUGUUGUUUUACGUUGCAAUGGAACUUUUACAGGACAUAGUGAUACUGUUUGGUGUUUAUAUGCAUUAGAUGACCUCCUUCUGAGUGGAUCCAGUGAUAAAACAGUUAAAGUUUGGAAUUUACGUGAAACUCCAUAUACAAAUCUAGCAACAUUACAUGGUCAUGAAGAAGGUGUUUUAUCAUUAACUAUUAAAGAACAAACAGUAUUUAGUGGUAGUGUUGAUAAAUCAAUAUUCGUUUGGAAUUUGAAUGACUAUAAACGAACUAAAUCAUUUGUUGCUCAUACAGAUCCCGUGUGUUCAUUAACACAAUAUGAUAAUUAUCUAUACAGUUCUUCGAAUAAAUGUUUGAAAGUAUGGGAUAUAGAAACAUUAGAAUUAAUAAAUGAAAUUCAAACUGAUAGUCGAAAUGGUUGGUUAAGAAUUUUGAUGCCAAAAGAUAAAUGUAUUUAUGCUGGAUGUCGACGUGUAAUUAAAGUUUUUGAUGCAAGAACACAUCAAAUAUCAUUUGAAUUUGAAUUACCAACAAAUGAUUCAAUUUAUAGUUUAGCGCAUUCAGAUACAUUACUUUUUGCUGGUGCAUUAUCUGGUACUAUUUAUAUUUGGGAUAUUCGAGCUAAUCGUUGUUUAGAAACUACUUGUCAACAUGAUGCAACUGUGCAUGGCCUUUGCAUGCUUAGUGCUGAUAAUUUUAAUAAAUCAAAUUUAAUAAGUGCAUCGAGUGAUCAAACGAUUCGUGUAUGGUCUAUGGAUACAUUCGAUCAAGUACAAUAUGAUGAUCGACAUGAAGCGGAAGUAACAGCAUUACAUGCUAAUGCUCGACAUAUUAUGUCAGGUGCUGCUGAUGCUAAAAUAAAAGUUUGGGAUUGUAUUUCAUCUCAUGAUCAUUUUGAAUAA
Rotaria sp. Silwood1 is the source of this 3921-nucleotide messenger RNA. The record is from the annotation of a GenBank genome assembly. Lineage: Eukaryota; Metazoa; Rotifera; Eurotatoria; Philodinida; Philodinidae.